AUGUCUGCACCGGAAAUAGACGCCGGCACCGCGCCCAAAAAGACCAAGCCAAACCCGCGCGAAGCUGCCCUUCUCGCCGCUGAAGCUCGCCUCGGUCGACCUUCUGUCCAGUCCGCUGCUGCUGCUUCGUCAUCAACCCCGACAGUCGCUCCCGGUCCCAAAGCUGCUGGAGCGUCCACACCUCCUCUAUUCAGGUCUGGCUCGUCCUCUACAGGUACGGCAGCCAAUAAAUGGACGCCGACGGAGAAGGAGGAGAAGGAAUGUAGGAUCAAAUUUGCGAGGUUGCUUGAUAGGGGGCUGGUCAGGGACAAUGGGUACAGGCAGGUCGCCGAGGGUGUCGAAACUCUUAUUCUGAUAGCCAAGAACGUCAAGGAGCACGACGAUCCAAAGUACCGCACGCUCAAGGCUUCCAACUCCCUGCUCAAGAACAAGGUGCUCAACCUGAAGGGUGGCCACGAGUACCUGAUUGCUCUCGGGUUCCGAACGCAGACGAUCGACUUCUCACAAUUCUACGUCUUUACUGCGACACUGAAGACCUCUUUUGAGCUCCGCGUGGGUAGCGAAGUCCUCGAAGAGCACCUAUCCGGUCUCCAGGCGCGGGCAGCCAACUCUGCACUCUCAGCUCGUUCCCACAAGGAUGCCGAAGCCGCACGCGUCGCUCAAGCCCUCGCCCAGAUCGAAGCAGACAGGGAUGGUGUCGUCCUCCGGCAACAGCGCGACAAGAUCAUGCGGGAUCGUGAGGAACGUCUCAAGCGGGAGGCAAAAGAGAAGCUGCAGAGGGAGGAGGAGGAGAGGGAGCGAUUGCAAGAGCAGGCGGAGGCGAUGGGGACGGGCGGCGGGAGUAGCGUGCCGGGCGGUCUGUUGUUGACGGGAGGCGCGGCGGCAGCUCAGGCGGCCCAAGACGACGAUGAUGACGACAUGGAUGAUGACGAUCAGGAGGACGAGGACGAUGAGGACGAGGAUGGGGAGUCUGCUCUGGCAGGGCCGGCGUGGGGAGGAGGGAGGAAGCUGGGCGAGUAG
Dioszegia hungarica is the source of this 1020-nucleotide messenger RNA. RefSeq lists its product as uncharacterized. The record is from RefSeq and is a predicted model, not a curated record. Lineage: Eukaryota; Fungi; Basidiomycota; Tremellomycetes; Tremellales; Bulleribasidiaceae. Gene Ontology annotation, cellular component: cytoplasm. The transcript is spliced from 4 exons. Bases 1 to 1020 code for a protein of 339 amino acids.